Harmonia axyridis is the source of this 3941-nucleotide messenger RNA. RefSeq names its product Golgi apparatus protein 1 (gene Glg1). The coding region runs from base 284 to 3511 and encodes 1075 amino acids. The transcript has 8 exons. The record is from RefSeq and is a predicted model, not a curated record. Gene Ontology annotation, cellular component: Golgi membrane. Gene Ontology annotation, molecular function: fibroblast growth factor binding. Lineage: Eukaryota; Metazoa; Arthropoda; Insecta; Coleoptera; Coccinellidae.
UCCUGCAACUACUGCAUUGUUGACAGCUGCUAACUGACGGCAGGCUGAAGUGCCCUAUAUCUCAUUUGUUUACGCCGGCUCCUAAUAGUGAAUAUUGAAUAGGAAAAACAAUUAGUCAAGGAGUUAAAAUAAUCUUCCAAAAGGAAUUACAUGAGAACAGCAUAGUAAAAUAUGAAAUUUCUGUGUUGAUGUGUUCGACUGCAGUUUCAGUUUGUGCAAUGUGAUGCCAGAAAAAUUCUUGAUGUCCAUUUAAGAAUAUAUCUGAUAAAUUGAAACUCUAGCCAUGAUUUUUUCAACUCUCACUUUCAUAUUAUGUAUAACCACAUCACUUGGAAAAUUGCCAAGUCAAAAAGAGAGAAAGCUCAUUUUGGAAGAACCAGUCUGCUCUCAAUUGGUGAAAUAUUGUGAUAGUAAUAAUAUUGACCAAGGUCCCUUUAGUGAUAUAGGGACUCUAGAAUGUGUACAAAAUUUGAGCCCAGUUCAGUUAGCAAAUUUAACUCUAGAGUGCCAGCAUUUAAUAUGGGAUCGAGAAAGAGAACUUAUUUCAAAUGAUAAUGUAUUCAAAUUAUUAGAACCUCAUUGUAGAAAUGAUUUUUCUCAGUUGAAUUGUAAGUUGAAAGAAGAUAGUUUUUAUUUAAAAUGUGUUGUGGAUAACAAAGAAAAUAUUCAUGAAGAUGACUGUUUCAAAGCUGUUGGCCACUUAGAAAAUAUAGUAUUUCAAGAUUUUCGUCUAAUUCCUUCUUUUAUAAACGAGUGUACAGAAGAUAUUCAAAAACUUAGAUGUGGUCGAAUAGAUACUUACAGUUUAUCCCAAGCACAAACAGUUGUAUGUCUUCAGAUGAAUAUUCAAAAUAUCAGUAAUUCCUGUAAAAAAGAAGUGCUCAACCUUGCUGAAAUACAAGCAACUAAUAUUAAAAUGGAUCAUGAAUUAUAUAUAGCUUGCAAAGAGGAUCAUUUGAGGUAUUGCUCUCAAUUCAUAGCUGGAGGUGGGAGAGUUUUUCAAUGUUUAAUGCAAGUAGAUCAGGCUAAAUUAUCAUCUUUGUGUAUUGCAAACUUAUUUAGAAGACAAAAAUUAAUUUCCCAAGAUUACAAAAUAAGCAAAGGCUUGAUGAGGGCUUGUAGAGAAGAUAUAAGGAGGACCCAUUGUCGUAAACAAACGUCAAAUGACAAAACAAUUCGUUUAGCUCAAAUACUUUUGUGCUUAGAGGGUGUUCACAAAAAUGGAAGUAAGUUAGAUCACGAUUGUGAAAAAGAAAUGUUGGAGCAUCGAAAAAUGCUGAUGGCAGAUUAUAGGCUCUCUCCUGAAAUUGUAACUGACUGUAAGUUGGAAAUAAAAACAUUAUGUUUUGGAGUGGAAAUUGGAGGAAAAACUAUUCAUUGUCUAAUGGAAAAUGCUAGAAUAUCUAAGCACACCAAGAGGAAAAUUUCAAAUACCUGUGUUAGAGCUUUGGAGCAAUUGGUUAGAGAAACAGAUGCAGGUGAAGAUUGGAGAGUUGAUCCUGUUUUAUACCAAGCUUGUUUUCCAGUAGUACAAACUCUUUGUAGAGAUAUUAAAGGCGGCGAUGCCAGGGUUAUGUCAUGUCUUAUGGACAAUAUCGGUGAUGAACAUAUGUUAGAUACUUGCGAAGAUGCUUUGAUGCAAAUUCAGUAUUUUGUCUCAAGAGAUUUUAAGCUAGAUCCUCAACUCUAUAGGGCAUGUAAAGAUCAUGCCAUCAACAUUUGUCAUGCUAGUCGAUCAUGGGCUAAUGAGAUUAAUCCUUCACUUGACAGCCAAGUCCUACCAUGUCUCUACAGAUAUGCUUAUCUUGAAGAUAACCAACAUCUCCAAUUGAGUAGAAAUUGUCUGCAAGAAGUUAAAAGAGUUAUGAGACAAAGGGCACAGAGUGUAGAUUUAUACCCAGAAAUAGAAGAACCCUGCUUGGAAGAUUUAUCAGAAUUUUGCUAUGAUAAAACUAAAAAAGGAGAGGAAAUGAUGUGUUUGCAGAAAAAUUUGGAUAAUCUUUCUGAAAGAUGCCAAAAAGCAGUCGAAAUGUUCACCGAAAUUGAAGGCAGGAAUGUAGAAUUGAACCAUUAUAUUAUGAGUCAUUGUAGACACCAAUUGAAACAGUUAUGUGAUUUCAAAAGAGAUGAAGGUGAAAAAAUGGACUGUCUUAUAGCCCAUAAAAAUGAUCCUGUAAUCAAAGAAAAACCUGCCUGUAGAGCUAGUAUAGAACAUUUCCAAAUAAUUUCUUUGAAAAACUAUAAAUAUUCUUACAAGUUCAAGGCUGCUUGCAAAAAGCAUGCCAUGAGAUUUUGUCCAAAUCCAAAAUCUUUUGUUGAUGUGAUACGGUGUUUGAGCGAAAAAAUCACAAAUGAUACCAUAAAAGGAGAAAGGAGUGUAAUACCUAAAGAAUGUAGACAACAAGUAAAAGCCCAAUUAUUUCAGCAGAGGGAAAAUAUUGAUUUCACUCCAAAGUUGAAGGCUGCUUGUGAACAAGAUAUUCAAACUUUCUGCCCCAAAAUUGAACAUGGAAAUGCGCAGGUAUUAGAAUGUCUACAGUCAGUCUUCAAAAGACUAUCAGAAAAAUGUGAGAAGGAAGUGUUUAAAAUUAAGAAACAAGAAAUUUCAGAUAAUUCUGUCGAUUAUGCAUUGAUGACUAUGUGUGCCGAUACCAUAAAUAUCUUCUGUCCACAUCAUGACAAGGACAAUGUUCUUGAAUGUUUGAAAAAAAAUAAAGACGAACCAGGCUUUAAUAAGAAGUGCCGUAUCAUCGUUCUACACAGAAUGGUUGAGCAAGAUACUAAUUAUAACCUGAAUCCAUCUCUCCAAGAACAUUGUAAAACAGAUAUGAAUAAGUUAUGUAAGAAAGUUGUGAAACAUGAUGCAGGCUUUUAUAAUAACACAAUGGAUUGUCUCAAGAAAGCAUUCAAGGAAUUCAAACUCUCGGAAAAAUGCGAAAAGGAGAUGGCUCAUAUUCUGAGAGAACAAGCUCUAGAUAUCAACCUCAAUCCACUUCUGAGAGCAGUCUGCAAAACAGAAUUGGAUACAGUGUGCAUAUUGGGUGAACACGAUAAUAUCGAAGAAUGCUUGAAGAAAGCACUUAUAGCUAAAAAAAUACCAACACCAAUGUGUCAGAAUGAAGUUGCGAAUAUGAUAGAAGAAUCUCAAGCUGAUAUCCAAGUGGAUCCGCCGUUGCAACAGGCGUGUUCAGUAGAUUUGAUCAAAUUUUGUGGUGAAAUUCCUCAAGGGAACGGCCGGCAUAUAAGAUGUUUGAAGACAUUGAAAGAGAACUCUCCGAAGAAAUUAUCUACAGAUUGCCGGGAUAUGUUGUCCAAAAGAUUGGAAAUGUAUGAAAAUGCAGCUCAGGUUGCUCCACCUGAAAAUCUUCAUCAACUUUACUACCAAGUUGUGACUUCCCCUUCGAAGCAUUAUUUUUAUUUAGUCAUUUUUAUGAUGAUUGGAUCCAUUUUCGUAGUGGGCAUGUUUUGUGGAAGGGUAUCACGAAGACACAUGCUGAUAAAGAAUAAAUAAUAAACCAACGAGUUUCAACUACUGUUGGAAAACCAAAGUGUUGAUAUAGUAAGGGAUAAGUGAAAAAAGUGAAAUAUUUUCAUACUUUAGGGUCUUAAGAAAUUUAUAACAAUUGAAAUUAUUAUGCAAUUUAUAUUUGAGAAUUCGAAUUUUCUUAGCAUUUAUUUUUCGAUGGGUCUAAACAGUGAACAAUAGUUACGGAAUCACAACAAAAACAAUUCACAAUAGUACUUUCCUUUCUCUCUGAUUUAGUUCCAUUUUUGUGCAAUGUCCAACUAUUGCUUACUAAAUAGAAAUGAUUGUAAAUGCCGAAUAACAUUUUAUUAUUUAUUUUGUUUAUUUUAUUUUUGCCUCUAUGGAACAAUAUUAUUGAGUUGUUACUAUAAAGGGUUGCCUCUUUUGAUAGCCCAAUAAAAAGAUUUAUCAAUAA